Molecule: messenger RNA, 1206 nt
Organism: Diatraea saccharalis (sugarcane borer)
Lineage: Eukaryota; Metazoa; Arthropoda; Insecta; Lepidoptera; Crambidae
Source: the annotation of a GenBank genome assembly
CUGAAAAUCCAAAGUCAAUUAAACAAUCCGACGUUCAGGCCGCAGCCGCCAGAUUAAAACCACAUAUCUUGAACACACCAUGUGUUGUAAGUAUGAGAGUAUCUAUAGUCACUUUUACACGUGAAAUAAUACCUAUAUUGUAGGGGGUAGCCCUACACAUUUAAUUGAUAGCUGAUAACAAUGAUAAUUGAUAGGAUUGAUAGCUGAUAGAAUGAUAAGGAGGAUGUUCUGAGGAAAUAGUAUAAGGAGACGAAAAUGCUACAACCGAGUCGAAUGGUUACAAUAUUCAUAAUACAAAUCCGCGGCAACCAUAAAGGCGCUGCGAACAGCACAAAAUGUGCGGUACACCGUACAUAUAUGAUCAAACGAAUUUAAACAAGUGAAGUUCAAUUAAUAUUUAAUGAAUACACUUCAUUCCAAUAUUUUAAAGUAUAUUAAAUUCACAGGCAUCUCAUCAUCAACGAGAUUUUGUCAUGAAUUUAUACUACAAGUUAGAAUCGCUCCAAGCGAGUGGCAGGUAAAAGACCGCAAGAUUCAACGUCUUUAUCAAUUUUACAAAAAAGCAACCUCCAUACAGUUAUUAUCUUUUCAGUUUCAAAGAUAGAGGAGCUUUAAAUGUUCUGCAACUGCUUCCCUUGGAUAAAAAGAAACUUGGUGUCGUUAUAGCUUCCAUAGGAAACGAAGCAGCGGCUCUCUGUUAUCAUGCUUCUAAACUGAGUGUCCCGGUCAUUGUGGUGAUGCCACACAAUGUCCCAAUAGCGAAACUACAGAAAUGCUACAGUUUAGGUGCCAAGGUACUCGUGCAAGGAAACAAUUUGAUGGAAUCCCAAAGAUACGCAAGAGCCAUUGCUCGUGAUAAAGGCCUCACCUUCAUCAAUGGCCGUGACCACCCACAUGUCCUCGCUGGCUACGGUACCCUGGCACUGGAAAUAUUGGAUCAGGUACCCAACGUAGACGCUGUGCUGGUGCCUGUGGGAACUGGUGGACUGGCAGCUGCCGUCGCUUCUGUCAUCAAGGAUCACAAACCAAACUGCCUGGUUUAUGUUAGAUUUUUUCGUAAUAAUUUCAUCACCUACAUAAUUAAAUAUAAUAAUGUAAAUAGCUAUUUGCCUUAUUAAAUUAAAUGUCUCAUCGAAAACCAUCGAAGCUUAAGAGUUACAUGCUUGUUUAAACCUUUUUAUGAUCCAGGGAAAAUGCGUAAGGCAC